AUGUCAAGAGAAUCAUCGAUUUCGGAAGGAGGAGGAUGGGUGUAAUGGUUUUGUGCAAUGGAAGAUCAUCAGUUUUUGUGUGAAGUGGAUGAUGAAUUCAUAAGGGACAACUUCAACUUGUACGGUUUGAAGAGCAAAUUCAAUUUUUAUAAUGAAGCAUUGGACUUGAUUUUAAGUUCUGAAACACCAGACGACGAGGAUUUGGAAGACGAAAGGUUCUUGGAAGUUUAUUAGGAGGCUACAGACUUAUAUGGUUUGAUUCAUGCAAGAUUCAUCAUAACAGCCAAAGGUUUGAGUAUGAUGAAGGAAAAGUACUUGGGAGGUAAAUUCGGAGCCUGCCCAAGGGUGUUAUGUGAAAGAUAGAAUGUUUUGCCUGUGGGAAUGAGUGAGGAAUUACGUACUUCGAGAGUGAAGGUGUUCUGUCCUAGGUGUGAAGAGGUUUACAUCCCAAAGAAGAAAUGUCCCGAUGUUGACGGUGCUUACUUUGGUUGUUCAUUCCCAUCUAUAUUUUUAAUGAACUUCAUUUAGGAGGUCCAAAUUCCUGCAAACAAUUAGACUUAUGUGCCUAGAGUGUUCGGAUUUAGAAUUUACAAGAAAAAGGGAUCUCGUUAUUAGGAUACUUAAUAAAAGGUUGCUGAAAUCACUCAUUAUUCUGAGGAAUAAUUAAAGAAGUUGAGAGGGAAGAAUGAUCAACAAGCAAAAGAGGAUUAUGUUCAAAAGUGAAUUAGUGUUUUUGUUUUUGUUAUUAAAAUUUUUAAAUCUUUUUUAAAAUAAA
Messenger RNA from Paramecium tetraurelia, 775 nucleotides. RefSeq lists its product as uncharacterized. The transcript has 4 exons. The record is from RefSeq and is a predicted model, not a curated record. Gene Ontology annotation, cellular component: protein kinase CK2 complex; cytoplasm. NCBI's taxonomy places the organism in Eukaryota, Ciliophora, Oligohymenophorea, Peniculida, Parameciidae. Gene Ontology annotation, molecular function: protein kinase regulator activity.